Molecule: messenger RNA, 456 nt
Organism: Lichtheimia ornata
Lineage: Eukaryota; Fungi; Mucoromycota; Mucoromycetes; Mucorales; Lichtheimiaceae
Exons: 2
Coding region: 1-456 (151 amino acids)
Source: RefSeq, a predicted model, not a curated record
AUGGCUCCGAUUGCCGAUAACGUGAUGCUUAAUGAACAACAAAGCAUCGAUACUUUGGAUGACUUGACAUUACAAAUCCUUCGCAAAUAUCGUAAACGCAUGGAUCCCUCAGGCUACCAAACGCUCCCUGAUUUAUGGCAAGACUUUGCCCCUGUAAUGAAUGCCGCCGUUAAGCUCCCGCCACCCCAAGCCAUGCAGAGGAUGCUUAGUCUCACCAGCUACUUUUACGAGUUUUGUCAUGGAUACCGAGCCGACACAGAAAAAUACGAAUACGAAGAAUACUUUGAUGCAAUGAACAAGGCGUGGGAGACUUUAUUUCAACAACAACAUGGUAUGACGGAUCGAAUUCGAGCAUUGAAUGUGUUGCGAGAUGGACACACGUUGGCCGAAGAAGAAUUUGAGCUACCACAUGCCAUGAAUGGGGCUCUAGAAGCUGCAUUGAAAACAGCGCAAUAA